Tetranychus urticae (two-spotted spider mite) is the source of this 2185-nucleotide messenger RNA. RefSeq lists its product as uncharacterized. The record is from RefSeq and is a predicted model, not a curated record. Lineage: Eukaryota; Metazoa; Arthropoda; Arachnida; Trombidiformes; Tetranychidae.
CAAAGAGAAGACCUUCUUAUUGAGUAUUUCAUUCAUUUUUGCAUAGACUGUUAUUUCAUCUCUCCCUCUCUUUGUCUUUGUCACCAUCAUCAUCAUCAUCAUCUUCAUCAUCGGUAUCAUCACCUUGUCAUCAUUGUCACCAUCUUCACCAUAAUCAUAAAUAUCAUCAUCAUCAUCAUCAUACUCAUCAUCGGUAAAGAGAGAGAAAAAGAGAGUGAAAGAGAGGGAGAGGGAGAGACACAUAUCUUAACCUAAACCAUCUCAUCUCAUCGGUUGAUCAACUUGAGCUUGAAUACCUAGAGGUCUGUGGAUCUACCUUAAGUGUUGCUGUGUUGUGACUGUGAAUACAAUUGGAUACUUUGAACACAAAAGUGUGCGGUUAAAACAAUAUUUUUACGGAUUAUAAAUACACAAUUAAUUUAUUUCAUUAUUUUACAAUCUUAAUUUAUAUAUGAUUAAUAUUUAAUUUAAUCUAAUAUUUAUUGUUUUUACCUCUUUUGUUGUCUGUUUUUACAUACAUGUGUGUCUUUACAGAGCAAAUAAGCCUCCAGGAAUAAGUAUAAACACGAAACCCAAACUUCAACCUUUCCUAGUUUCCUUAAUUGCUACUUAGACUUUCACUAAUUCUAACAAUCAACUAAUCAAUGGCUGAUUAUGCUUAUUCCUCGUCUUUCUAAUUGUAUGUCUUAAACAUUAAAAACCAUGGAUCUGGAUUAAUAUUAAUCAAACAGUAAACAUAAAGCAACAAAACAACAAACAAAACAGUAACAUCCUCACAGUGUAACCCAGCAAGCUCAUCAACAACGACGUCAACACACCAACCAAACGCCAUUUAACAAUAAAGUUGUGAUUGAAAUGAAGCCCAAAUUUCGCUUUUAUAUCAAUGAAGAUGAUGUGCCAUUGGAUUUAAGUGUUAAACGUUUUAAUCCAGUUUAUAUUUCAUCUCGUGAUCAUCCACUUGAUUUAGCAUCAACACAUCGUCACCAUCACCAUCAUACUCAUCAUUUAUUAAUUCACAAUGGUCACAACAAUAGCAACGGUAACCAUCAUCACCAUCAUAAUGGUCAUCACAAUAAUCAUCAUCACCAUUUCACAAAUUUAAACAACCAUCACUCGGUCAACAACAACAAUAACAACAACAAUCACCUUAAUCAUCAUUCCAAUCAUCAUUUAAAUUCUCUCAAUAUUCACCAUCAUUUAAAUCACCAUGAAAAUCAUCAACUCCAUCUAAUCCAAUCACCAAUUCAAUCUCCAAUCCAUUUAGAUUCAUCGUCUUCCUCGCCUCCAACCAUUGUCGACCAAUCAACUAAUUUAUACAACAACAACAUCAUCACCAACAUCAACAAUAAUCACAAUAACAACAUUAACAACAACAAUAAUAAUAACAACAAUCUAAAUUGCAGCAAAAUUAUUAGCAAAAACAAUAUCAAAAAUAAUAGCAAAAUCAGUAAUGAUGAAAAUGAUAGUAAUGAAAAGAGUAGUCAUUCAAUUACAAUCAAUGAUGGUGAACCAAAUGAAAAUGAUGACCAUCAAACGUCCCUUCACUCACCAAAUAGUGAUGAUCUAAAUGGUAAUUGUAUUAAUAAUCGGCGAACCUCUAGACCAUUAAUGGGUAAACAUGUCCGUCGUGGAACCGGAGCUUCACCGCAAAUCUUGUCCCGAUUGAAGUCCAUAUUGCAGGAUAAACAGCGUCUUAGGGAAACAGGUUUAGUGCCAUCAAAUUGGAAGCGUAAAAAGAUGGCAAAAGCUUACAAUUGAUUAAUCAACUAAUCAUUAUUAUUGAAUUUCUAUUAUUAAUUAUUUUAUUAUUAUCAUUACCCAUGUAAUUCCCCCCCAAUUCAUUUGCUACUCUCUCUGUAUAAUCAAACCCAAUCUUUACAACACUUUUGUCAACUUGCUUUUUGUCAUCCAGCUAAUUUAUGUAUGCAUUAAUUUAAAUUUAUUUAUCAUUUCAAUUCCAGAGUUAAUCUAGAAACUGAAAUUUGAUAAUUUGACAAAAGUGCGCUGACAAUUUCCUCUUAAUUAAACAGUUGAUUGUAAAAAAAUUAAACUCCAUUUUAUAUGUUAUUUAUCUUUGUACUAAAACGUUUUUAUUUUUUUCUCUGCCUGUCCCCAUGAGUUGACCGUGUAAUUUGUUAAGUCAAUUCAUCUUUAUAUAUAUUAAUCAACAAAUUGUCGACUGUAA